Messenger RNA from Moesziomyces antarcticus, 3762 nucleotides. RefSeq names its product GTP-binding protein 1. Gene Ontology annotation, cellular component: preribosome, small subunit precursor. The record is from RefSeq and is a predicted model, not a curated record. Bases 1 to 3762 code for a protein of 1253 amino acids. Lineage: Eukaryota; Fungi; Basidiomycota; Ustilaginomycetes; Ustilaginales; Ustilaginaceae. The transcript is spliced from 5 exons. Gene Ontology annotation, molecular function: GTP binding; translation elongation factor activity; GTPase activity. Gene Ontology annotation, biological process: rRNA processing; translational elongation.
AUGGGCCCGAUCGGACAACGCGAAUUUCGCGCUGCUGAGCUCCAGGCUUUGGGCUCUGGUGACGGCUGCUGCGCUGCUGCAGACCAAGCUCCGCAGCUGCCGGCACCCUUGCGCGUCAAGUCGCCGGGACAGCCGACAUGGCCCUCCCAAGGCUCAGCCGUCACAGGAUUCCGAGCCAAGCUUCGACGGUCCACGUCCGACGUGACUCCACUUCAUCGACUCUCGGUUCAUCCGCCACUUUCAGCUUUCGACAAGCACGUCCAACCACUGUGCUGUCGCUCGAUAAAAUUCGCUUCGCCCAUCGCCAUCGCAAAGGCCGCGUCCACUGCUGACAUUACCACACCGGUCGACAUGUCUGCCAAUGCGCCUUCUCCACAGAAGAAGGGCCCCACAAUAGACGCCCUCACAGCCAAUCUGCAGGCCUCGUCGCUCAACUCCGCCCCUCUCAACGACCAUCUCUCGCUAUCGCCCCAGGCUUUCAAGAAGCUGCUCCUGGACACCAUCGACGAGAAGGCCAAUGCAAUACCUGCAGCGAUAUCCUCGCUUCCCGAUGACGCCAUACCAGCUGAGUCUAUCGGUGAUGUUGUCGUCGAUGCCGACGCUGCUGCACCUGCCGCUCCGGCUCAAGGUCUCCCAAAGUACAUUGCCGACCGUGUUGCCUAUGAAGGCGGCGAAUUCGUGCUCUUGAUCGGUGGCGAUGCCUCUGACCCAGACAGUGCCGAGCAUCCCCGUUUCAACGACGAGGAACUGGCGAUAGCGAUCGCCAACGUCGUCAAGGCCUCCAAUCUCUCGGACGCAGAUGCUUCCGUCCUCGACCAGCGCUCCCUGGACGAUGGCAGCAGGUCGGCCCACGUCCUCAUCCGCAGGAUACCUGCAAGCGCCGAAGAGCUCGUAGAGCUGCGCAUCGCCGUCAUCGGCAACGUGGACGCAGGCAAGUCCACCAUGCUCGGCGUGCUCACCAAGGGCGGCCUCGACGACGGCCGUGGCAAGGCGCGAGUCAACCUCUUCCGCCACAAGCACGAGGUCGAGUCCGGCAGAACCUCAUCCGUCGGCAUGGAGAUCAUGGGCUUCGACUCCAAGGGCAAGCCAGUGCACAACGCAGCCGGGCCUGGUCAGGAAGCCGGCCGCAAGAUGUCGUGGGAGGAGGUGUGCGCCAAGUCGAGCAAAGUCAUCUCGUUCAUCGAUCUGGCCGGCCAUGAGCGCUACCUGAAGACCACCGUGUUCGGCAUGACGGGCUGCUUGCCCGACUUUGUCAUGCUCAUGGUGGGUGCGAACGCGGGUCUCAUCGGCAUGUCCAAGGAGCACCUGGGUAUCGCGCUCGCACUCUCGGUGCCCGUGGUGGUGUGCAUCACCAAGAUCGACAUGACUCCCGCCCAUGUGCUCGAGACGACGCUCAAGCAGCUCACCAAGAUCCUCAAGUCGCCCGGCUGCCGCAAGACGCCCGUGUUUGUCAACGACAUUGGCCAAGUGGUCGACUCGGCGCUGCGGCUCGAGUCGGAGCGCAUCUGCCCCAUCUUUCAGAUUUCCAACGUCACCGGACUCAAUCUCGACCUGCUGCGCAGCUUCCUCAACAUUCUGCCGCAGGCGAGCGCCGCCAAGUUCCAGGUGAACCAGCCGUUCGAGUUCCAGAUCAGCGACAUCUUCUCGGUGCCCUUUGUAGGCACGGUGGUGUCUGGCGUCGUGCUGGCCGGCAGCUGCAAGGUGGGCGACUCGGCGUUGUUGGGUCCGGACAGCUUGGGCCAGUUUGUCACGACGUCGAUCCGCAGUAUCCAGCGCAAGCGCGUCAACGUCGACGGCGCGACGGCAGGUCAGAGCGUGUCGUUUGCGCUCAAGAAGAUCCGGCGCAACCAGGUGCGCAAGGGCAUGGUCAUGGUGGCGCGCACCGACGUGGCGCCCAAGAGCUACAUGGAGUUCGACGCCGAGAUCCUGUGCCUCUACCACUCGACCACGCUCUCGGUCGGCUCGUGCAUGGUGCUGCACGCAGCUUCGAUUCGCCAGACCGUGCGCAUCGUGGGCAUCGCCAAGCUCGACGGCAAGCCCACGCUGGGCGUCGGCGCCGGCGCGGCAAGCGACCCGGCCGGCAAGCCGGUGGUGCGCACGGGAGACCGUGCCAAGCUGCGCCUCCAGUUCAUCCGCUAUCCCGAAUACGUCAAGCCGGGCAUGAAGCUCAUCACGCGCGAGGGAAAGACCAAGCUGAUCGGCGUGGUGCGUGCGGUGGGGCAGACGGGGCCACUGGGCGGUGCGCCAAUACCCACGGCAGCACAGGCGAAUGUGCCGCCGCCAGCCAACCCUGCACCAGCGCUCGGUGUCAAUGCGGGCAAGAAGGGUCUCGCCAGAAAAUUUGACCGGGCCUUGCAGAGGCAAAAUUCGGUUGGGCUGGAAUCUUCUGACCGUAGGCGCUCCAUCUUUACGCCAACAUCAUCUACGACUCCAGCCGCACACUUUUGGAUCACGAUGUCGGGAGCAGCGUCUGGAUCGAAGCGCAAAGCCGUUGGGGCUAGUUCGAGCCGUUCUUCCGCCGGGAAGAAGGCGAAAUCGACCAGCUCGGGGGAAGAUGCGUCCAUACCGCUUGGUCGGGCGUUGGCGUCGACGGAGAAGCGCACGCGCGAUGCAGCAGUGCGUUCGCUCACAGCCUACCUGUCGGCCAACGGUGCACAUACGAUCGAACCGCUCGAGCUGGGUAAGCUCUGGAAGGGACUGUUCUACUGCUUUUGGAUGUCGGACAAGCCGCUGGUGCAGCAACGACUCGCCAACGAUCUGGCCAACCUUGUGCUUGUCCACCCCACCUCGACCGAAGGGGGAGGGGAGAUGAGCCAGCGCGCAAUGGCGGGUUUGACGUUCCUGGAAGGUUUCUGGGAUACGUUGGUGGCAGAGUGGGCAGGGCUGGAUAAGCAUAGGAUCGACAAGUACUACCUGCUGGUUAGGAGGUUUGUGGCGGCAGGAUUCAGACUGCUUGCAGAGGAAAAGUGGCAGCCUAAAGCAGUGGAGAGACUGGCGGGAAUGUUGGGCAAAUGGCCAGGUGGAGCGCUGAGUACAAACGACCCAAAGGUACCUGAUUCCUUGACGUACCAUUUGUCAGAUAUCUACCUCGACGAGCUGGAGAAGGUGAUUGAAACCGUGCACGACGAGGAGAACGGGCAAGAGGAGGAGGAGGAAGAGGAGGAUUUGCCGUUGGUGCCGACGCUGCAGCUGUUGAUGCCGUUUGUCGACGCACUCGCAACGGCAAAGAGCAAGGCCAUGUACGACCGCAUCUGGUCCAACGUGUUUGAGCCGCUGCUCGACGAUACGCUGCGUGCAUCGGCUCGCGACGACGACUCGCAAUACGGCUCUCAAGAUGGGUCGGAACAAGACGACGAACAAGACGACGAUGACGACGAUGACGACGAUGACGAUGAAGAGGUGGAGGCGGGUGAUGAGACGACGACGGGGACGGAAUUCCACUCGUUUGCCGACGAAUCCACGCUCACGCACCCAAUCGACGACGACGAAUCAGAACCUUCGCUCGCUUCCGACUCAGACGACGAGGACGAAGAAGACUCGGAGAACGACGUUCGCUAUCCUCUUCUACUGGCUCUUUCAUCUGUGCCUAUCCCCACCGACGCCGACGAAGACGAUGAGCAGCUUGACGUGGCACUCGUCCUGCGCAAGGCCAUCUUCCAGGCGCUCUUCACCGCCGCCUCGCGCAAGGACGCCACGGAAGCGCGUCGUCGUCUUCUCUACCAGCUGUGGCGCGAUGAACAAGACCGUCUCAAUGAUUCCUAG